Molecule: messenger RNA, 486 nt
Organism: Arachis stenosperma
Lineage: Eukaryota; Viridiplantae; Streptophyta; Magnoliopsida; Fabales; Fabaceae
Product: inactive protein kinase SELMODRAFT_444075-like
Exons: 2
Coding region: 1-486 (161 amino acids)
Biological process (GO): protein phosphorylation
Molecular function (GO): ATP binding; protein kinase activity
Source: RefSeq, a predicted model, not a curated record
AUGGCGACGAAGAAGCAGAACGAUGGUAACACCAAGAAGGCGGGCUUUACUCACUGGUGCCCCCCAGUCCCCAACCUUCGUUCUCACCGUCGAAGAAGCCGUACGCUCGCCGUCGUUCUCACCCACAAGCAGCCGACUCGCUUUCGCCCUUCCCUAAACUCCCCUUUUCUAGCAAAACACUAUGCCGAGCUAGAACUUGCCACUGGUGGAUUCUCUGAGGCCAACUUCCUGGCUGAGGGGGGAUUUGGAUCCGUUCACAGAGGGGUUCUACCGGAUGGACAAGUCGUUGCUGUCAAGCAACAUAAAUUGGCUAGUUCUCAGGGUGACCUUGAGUUUUGGUCAGAGGUAGAAGUCCUGAGUUGUGCUCAGCACCGAAAUGUUGUUAUGCUGAUUGGAUUCUGUAUAGAGGAUAAGAGAAGGCUACUAGUUUACGAGUACAUAUGCCAUGGAUCAUUGGAUUCACAGUUAUAUGGUGAUUUCUCUUGA